Dioscorea cayenensis subsp. rotundata (Guinea yam) is the source of this 594-nucleotide messenger RNA. Its product is annotated as pectinesterase inhibitor 9-like. The transcript has a single exon. NCBI's taxonomy places the organism in Eukaryota, Viridiplantae, Streptophyta, Magnoliopsida, Dioscoreales, Dioscoreaceae. The coding region runs from base 1 to 594 and encodes 197 amino acids. Gene Ontology annotation, biological process: negative regulation of catalytic activity. Gene Ontology annotation, molecular function: enzyme inhibitor activity. The record is from RefSeq and is a predicted model, not a curated record.
AUGGCCUCCUCCAAGCUGUUUCUCCUCCUUGCCAUCUCUACCAUCACCGUGACUUCAUCACCAACUCAAUCGGCCAAGAAACCAUCUACAUCGGCCGCCAACUUCAUCCUCAAGAGCUGCAACGCCACCGGCUACCCAAAUCUCUGCGUCUCAUCCCUCUCCCCCUCCGCCGCCGCCAUCAACUCCAACCCUUUCCUCCUCUCCGGUUCCGCCGCCUCCAUUGCCCUUUCCCGUCUCCGAGCCACCCGAUCACGCAUCUCCGCCCUGGCCAACACCACCUCCACCGGCCGCGAGUCCGCUGCGCUACGCGAUUGCGCCGACACGCUUGGCGACGCCGUCGAUCAAACUAGCAAAUCGGCGAAGUAUCUGGGGAAGAUGGCGGCGGGGAAAGGUGCUGGAUCUGGGUCGAUUGCGUGGAGGGUUUCGGGGGUUCAGACGUGGAUGAGCGCGGCGUUGACGAAUGAGGGCACUUGUGGCGACGGGUUCGAUGGGGUUCCGAUGGAUUCUGUGGUGAAGAAGGUGGUCGCCAUGGUCGCCGUUGUGAAGAUGUACUCCAGCAAUGCCCUAGCUCUUGUUAACAUUCUCGUUUCUUGA